GCAGAAAAUUUUAGUUGCAGUCUGUUCGAACAUGGCCUUUUUCAUAAUAGUAUGUCUCUGCAUGAUGUUCAUUAACGCUACUUUGGGGACUCCUUACGGAUUUGUCGCGGUACGAGGCAAAAAGGCAGAUCCAUUUUAUGACAUUAGCAGACUCGAUAUGCGCGACUUGCCUCUAGAAUUGUUUGAUGAACAUCAGAGCAUGCGACCCUAUGAGAACAAGUUGCUAGCUGAAUAUCUUGCUAGAUUAGAGAGUUUCCAAGAGAGACAAUGGGAUGGCGCUAGUACUGAUGGCCAGUAUAAGAGGACUCCGUAUAGACUUAUGGGCGUUAGAGGGAAAAGAUCGGCCAGUUCAUCAGAUGAGAUGAAUACGAAUUAACAUCAGAUUUGGGUACAACCGAAAAAGAAUCGAUAUGUUUCAAAAUGAAGUUACAUAAUU
Leptinotarsa decemlineata (Colorado potato beetle) is the source of this 436-nucleotide messenger RNA. It is a transcript of the gene Tk, whose product is annotated as Tachykinin. The record is from RefSeq and is a predicted model, not a curated record. Lineage: Eukaryota; Metazoa; Arthropoda; Insecta; Coleoptera; Chrysomelidae.